Messenger RNA from Triticum dicoccoides, 450 nucleotides. RefSeq names its product protein RADIALIS-like 3. Gene Ontology annotation, molecular function: DNA-binding transcription factor activity. The record is from RefSeq and is a predicted model, not a curated record. The transcript is spliced from 2 exons. Lineage: Eukaryota; Viridiplantae; Streptophyta; Magnoliopsida; Poales; Poaceae. The coding region runs from base 1 to 267 and encodes 88 amino acids.
AUGUCUUCCGGGUCAUCGUCGCGGAGCACCUCCCCGAGCUCGGACUCAGAGUGGAGCAAGAAGGAGAACAAGAUGUUCGAGGAGGCGCUCGCCUACUACGGCGAGGGCGCUCCCAACCUCUGGGAUAAGGUGGCCAGCGCCAUGGGGGGCACCAAGUCCGCUGAGGAGGCGCGCCGCCACUUCCAGAUCCUCGUCGACGACGUCAACAGCAUCGAGCACGGCCGCAUCCCCUUCCCCAAGUACAAGACCCAGGGCUUCUGGACCUAAAAGGAUGAAGCAGUGUAAGCUCCAGUGGACAGUGAGCAAAGAUGUACAAAGUAGAUCUCUAAGAAGCAAGAAUGGACUGUUGUUCUAGAAGAAAGUAAGGGAAUCCAGCAUUGGUAGAACAACAGGAAGGAAAGUCGAGCAUUGUCUAUUUGUGUGUACAAAGUAUUAUUAGGUCAUGUCCAA